Malania oleifera is the source of this 1269-nucleotide messenger RNA. Its product is annotated as glutathione S-transferase T1. The record is from RefSeq and is a predicted model, not a curated record. The coding region runs from base 228 to 980 and encodes 250 amino acids. NCBI's taxonomy places the organism in Eukaryota, Viridiplantae, Streptophyta, Magnoliopsida, Santalales, Ximeniaceae. The transcript is spliced from 7 exons.
GAUAAUUAAUGCUACUUUAAUAAAGGAAACGCUGCGCGUAGGUGCGCGCGCGAGUCUUCGCAUGAUUAAACAAAGCCAUUUCCGCCAGGGCGUAAAGCGAUGACGGAUCGGCGGUGGCUGAGCGUUGGCUUGACCUUAAGCAGAGUUGAAUAGAUACAGAAGCAGAGUUCAUUCAAUCAUUAUCAACCGAAGAAGAGGAGAAUCCCAGAACCAAAGAGAAGUGAAAAAUGACUUUGAAAAUAUACGCCGAUCGGAUGUCCCAGCCAAGUCGUGCCGUUCUUCUCUUCUGCAAGGUGAACGGGAUCGAUUUUGAGGAGGUUAGGGUACAUAUUGCCAAGGGUCAGCAGCUGUCUCCUGAGUUUGAAAGCAUAAACCCAAUGCGGAAACUUCCGGUGAUAUUCGAUGGGAGAUUUAAGCUGUUCGAGAGUCAUGCAAUCCUCAUCUAUAUUGCUUGCUCAUUUCCUGGAGUUGCAGAUCAUUGGUAUCCAGCUGAUCUUUUUAGAAGAGCUAAGAUCCACUCUGUGUUGGAUUGGCAUCACUCCAAUUUACGCUUUGGUGCAGUAACAUUGGUUCAAAAUACUGCACUAGCGCCUGUGCUCGGCCGGCCUUUGAAUCUAGAAGCAGCUGCUGAAGCAGAGAAGGUUUUGUUCAAGUCUCUUUCAAAAAUUGAAUCCUUUUGGCUAAAGGGGGAUGGGCGCUUCUUGCUGGGUGGCUCUCAACCGUCCAUUGCAGAUCUCAGCCUAGUGUGUGAAAUUAUGCAGCUAGAGAUUUUGGAUGAGAAGGAUCGGAAUAGAAUAUUAGGUCCAUACAAGAAAGUUCAGCAAUGGAUUGUGAACACAAAAAAUGCUACAAGACCUCAUUUUGAUGAAGUGCAUGCAGUCCUCUUCAAGGUCAAAGAAAAACUACAAAAGCAGCGUUUGGCUGGAGAAAAUAUUGGGACUGGGUCUAGCCAGAAAAAAGCAUUGCCUUCGAAGAUGUGAAAAUCUUCUUAAAUGGGACUUCUUGCUUUUGAUUUAAAGCCACCGACUGUUGGCAUUAUAGAUUUCACCAUUGUAGAAGGAGCAAACAAAGAAUUCCAUGUGUACCUGGUGUGUACCAUGUUGUACUAUCUUUGCUGAGAACAAAAUUCUACUUUGAUUUUUGGGAAUAUGUGAUUCCCAUGUUUAUUCUCCCCCCGCCCCACCCCCCCCCCCCCCCUUCUCUGUAAUAAUGAUAAAACAUUCUUAAAUAGGACAAAUAAUGGAAGAAGAUAUUUUACCAAAAAAGAAA